CACUGUACUUGGAAGAACUUCCCUCUCCGCACCUGAACUGUAGGUUCCCAAUAAGCAGACGGUCCACCUGAGUUGCUGUUUCCACUUGGAAGUCUGGACCUCCUGAGCACGGGCCCACUGGGCCAGGCCACUUUGGAGGAGGAGCCCCUUGUUGAGUCUGCCAGCCAAGAAGCAGCCGCAUGCAGGUGCCCAGCCAUGCAAUGUUCGUGGAAGGCCGUCCUUCUCCUCGCCCUGGCCUCCAUCGCCAUCCAGUACACCGCCAUCCGCACCUUCACGGCCAAGUCCUUCCACGGCUGCCCAGGGCUCUCAGAGUCAGGGUUGUCGGAGCGGCUGUGUGAGGAGGGUCCCACCUUUCCUUCCAACGCAUCGCGCAAGACGCACAUCCUCAUCCUGGCCACCACGCGCAGUGGCUCGUCCUUCGUGGGCCAGCUCUUCAACCAGCACCUCGACGUCUUCUACCUGUUUGAGCCCCUCUAUCACGUGCAGAACACGCUCAUCCCGAGGCUGACCCAGGGCAAGAGCCCGGCCGACCGGCGGGUGAUGCUGGGGGCCAGCCGCGACCUGCUGCGAAGCCUGUACGACUGUGACCUCUACUUUUUGGAGAACUACAUUCGCCCGCCACCUGCCAACCACACCACCGACAGAGUCUUCCGUCGGGGUGCCAGCCGGGUGCUGUGCUCCCGGCCCGUGUGCAACCCACCGGCCAGCAGCGGGGAUGCCGACCUGGUGCUGGAGGAGGGCGACUGCGUGCGCAAAUGCGGCCUGCUAAACUUGACUUUGGCGGCCCAGGCGUGUCGUGAGCGCAGCCACAUGGCCAUCAAGACGGUGCGUGUGCCCGAGGUGAAGGACCUGCGUGCCCUGGUGGAGGACCCACGCUUGAACCUCAAGGUCAUCCAGCUGGUGCGCGACCCUCGGGGCAUCCUGGCAUCUCGCAGCGAGACCUUUAGGGACACUUACCGCCUGUGGCGGCUGUGGUAUGGCACGGGCCGCAAACCCUAUAACCUGGACGUGACACAACUCACCACCGUGUGCAAGGACUUCUCCAGCUCAGUGGCCACAGGCCUCAUGCGGCCCGCCUGGCUCAAGGGCAAGUACAUGCUGGUGCGCUAUGAGGACCUGGCACGCAACCCCAUGAAGAAGACCGAGGAGAUCUACAACUUCCUGGGUAUCCCCCUGGACAGCCAUGUGGCCCGCUGGAUCCAGAACAAUACACGGGGCGACCCCACGCUGGGCAAGCACAAGUAUGGCACGGUGCGCAAUUCGGCCGCCACGGCUGAGAAGUGGCGCUUUCGCCUCUCCUAUGACAUCGUGGCCUUCGCCCAGAACGCCUGCCAGCGGGUGCUGGCUCAGUUGGGCUACAGGAUGGCCAGCUCCGAGGAGGAGCUCAAGAACCCCGCCAUCAGCCUGGUGGAAGAAAGGGACUUCGGUCCUUUCUUGUGACCAGGGCGCCCCCCACGCGUGGGUGAAGGGGUUCUGGCUGUCGGUUUUGAUAACACGGACCAUUUCUAACUGUUGCCUUAUUCCCCUUCUCCUACUCCCAUCCUGUCUUUGUGUCCUUCCUGCCCACCCUCCCCAACUCCCCAAUGUCCUCUCCUUCUUUCCUUCUGCCUCUUUUUGGCCUCUGAAAUUUGCACUAUGUCUUGGACAGGAAUCAAGGGGGUGGGGCAGAGGGGCAGGAAAUGCGGGGGUGGGGGCAGCCUCUCCUCUGCACCCGCUUCAUCACGUGGGUGUUGGGGGUAUCUGGUGUGGGUGGUGACCAUGUUUACAAGCACUGGACUCACACACUUACGCACACACAUGCACACAUGGAGAGAUACCUCCUGGUCCACGCAGCUGCCAGAAGCUUUUCCAAUGGACCCGUCCAUGGUCAGGGUAUGGCAGUUUUUUGCACUGUCUGUCUUGGACAAGAUAAGUGGUUGAGAACAAGAAGGCCUCCUCUAAUUUAUGAAUGGUGACUCUCCCUCCUGUUCUGCUUCUGGCCCUGGAGCAGAGAGCCUCCCCCUGCCCCGCAUCUCCUCCCCAAACCCCUGCCCUGCCUAGCCUGUGGCCAGCAGGUUUUUACUGUGAGGUGAAUGUGGCCCUUGUUUAUUUUUUUUUUCCAGUCUGUGGUGAUGCUGUCUGUCUGUUUGUCUGUCUGAGUCUUGUGGCUGCCCCUGGACCGUUGAUGACUGAUACAUCUUCCUAUGGGUUUCUGGUUGAUCCUGGUGGUUCAUUUAUGAUAUUUCUUUGUGCCAAAAAAAAAAAAGAAAAAAGAAAAGAAAAAAAAAGAGCAGGUUAUUUGCUCAAGGAACAUGGAAAUGCUUUACCUGUUUUCUGUAAAUAAAAAGUACAGUCAUGUCCAA
This is a messenger RNA of Suncus etruscus (white-toothed pygmy shrew), 2342 nucleotides long. It is a transcript of the gene CHST1, whose product is annotated as carbohydrate sulfotransferase 1. Gene Ontology annotation, biological process: N-acetylglucosamine metabolic process; carbohydrate metabolic process; keratan sulfate proteoglycan metabolic process. Gene Ontology annotation, cellular component: Golgi membrane. The coding region runs from base 196 to 1440 and encodes 414 amino acids. The transcript has 3 exons. Lineage: Eukaryota; Metazoa; Chordata; Mammalia; Eulipotyphla; Soricidae. Gene Ontology annotation, molecular function: keratan sulfotransferase activity; N-acetylglucosamine 6-O-sulfotransferase activity. The record is from RefSeq and is a predicted model, not a curated record.